This is a messenger RNA of Knipowitschia caucasica, 189 nucleotides long. NCBI's taxonomy places the organism in Eukaryota, Metazoa, Chordata, Actinopteri, Gobiiformes, Gobiidae. The record is from the annotation of a GenBank genome assembly.
AUGUCUGCAGCCGACACAUGCCACAAGUUUAAUCCCGUAGAAUCUGACCGGACAUUUGGCGAGGUGUACUGCACCAUGUUAGUGGCGUGCAUGAGUGGGACCUGGCAAGAACACUUCUCGCAGCUUUGGACUACAAUCACCACAACAGCCGUCCGGCACAUGUGUACAGCAAAGGCCAAGUGUCCCUAA